AUGGACGAUGAUGAGCAAGACUAUGGAGGAUAUUAUGGUCGCCUUCAACCCGAAAACAAUCACUUCACGGACUUGAGAGGUGAUCUUAAUCCCACCGUGUUGCCUGGAAUCCCCACCGUAACUCCCCACAACGCGCAUAAAUAUGGACGUAAUGUGGAUGACGAUAACAGCGAUCACAAUCCUCGCCCGAGAAAAACAGGCGCAGACGCGUCAUCACUCGAUGACGUGAGAGUCUACGUCAAUUCUAUAGAGGCCGAGCACCAAAGGACUUUGGCCUCCAAAGGCCCAAAUUCAUCGGAUUCCGAGUCGAUUUCGACGACAUGGCACAACUGGUCCGAGGACUCGUUGGAAGAACUCGGCCGUUUGGGGGAAGGAGCGGGUGGUGCCGUGUAUAAAGUUCGCGAUAUCGAAUCUGGCCUUAUCAUGGCGAAGAAGUCGAUUCCCGGUACGAUCGAGACAACACCCAAACAGCUCAUUCGAGAAUUGGAGUUUUUAAAGGGUUGCGUUCAUGAAAACAUUACCACCUUUUAUGGGGCUUUCGUGACAAAGCCGGAAAGCGAGAGAGGUGUGGAGGUUUGCGUCCUCAUGGAGUUUGGCGAGGGUGGUUCCCUCGAUGCGAUUUCGCAUCAGAUCCAGAAGAAAGGUCUACGAGUUAGCGAGAAGGUUGUAGGAAAAGUGGCGAUUGGUAUAUUGAGUGGACUUGAUUAUCUCCACUCGAAGAAAGUUGUGCAUCGAGAUAUCAAGCCCUCCAAUAUACUGCUGACUCGCAAAGGAGUAGUCAAGCUGUGUGACUUUGGUGUAUCUGGGGAUCUCGUUCAAUCCGAAGCAAAAACGUUCUUAGGAACGGGAUACUAUAUGGCUCCCGAACGGAUUACGGGCCAGUCAUACAGCAUUCGUGCGGAAGUUUGGUCGACGGGAAUCACACUCAUCGAGUUUGCACAAAACGAAUUCCCCUAUCCACCCAAUCUGAGCCACUUUGAACUGGUUGAUGUGAUCGUCAGAUCGCCUCCGCCCCAAUUGGAUGAAGGAGAGGUGGAUGGUAGAGUUUGGAGUGAGCUGAUGAGAGAUUUCAUUCGAGUAUGUCUCACAGUUGAGGCGGCCGAUCGCCCUCCGCCGAAAGAGAUGUUGAAACAUGAAUGGAUUUUGAAGUCCGAGAAGGAGAAGUUAAAUAUGAAGGAACUGGUUCGAGAUAUUUGGGGCUGGGAGAAAUCGAAGAAAAAGAGAAAGGAGCCCAAGAGGAUGGACUCUCUUGACGCGGGCGUAGCCAGUGGGGAGGACGAAGGUAAAGAUGGAGAAUUUUGA
Molecule: messenger RNA, 1302 nt
Organism: Cantharellus anzutake
Lineage: Eukaryota; Fungi; Basidiomycota; Agaricomycetes; Cantharellales; Hydnaceae
Product: kinase-like domain-containing protein
Exons: 5
Coding region: 1-1302 (433 amino acids)
Biological process (GO): protein phosphorylation; regulation of fungal-type cell wall organization; cell integrity MAPK cascade
Molecular function (GO): ATP binding; MAP kinase kinase activity
Source: RefSeq, a predicted model, not a curated record